Molecule: messenger RNA, 561 nt
Organism: Fusarium sp. VM40
Lineage: Eukaryota; Fungi; Ascomycota; Sordariomycetes; Hypocreales; Nectriaceae
Source: the annotation of a GenBank genome assembly
AUGACAGAGCCUACAGCCGCUGAGACCGCCGCCGCAACGGCCAAGGAAGCCAAGGAGCAAGCCGCUCUCCCUUACAAGUGGACUCAGACCAUCUCUGAGCUCGAUGCUACCUUUGACGUACCCGGAAACCUCAAGUCGAGGGAUCUUGUCAUUACUAUCAAGAAGCAGAGCCUACAGGCGGGUAUCAAGGGUCAGGAUCCAAUUAUCCAGGGCGACCUUCCCCAUGCGAUCCACGUCGACGACUCGACCUGGACACUCAGCACCAACUCAGACGGCACCAAGACUGUCGAGAUCCACCUCGACAAGGUGAACAAAAUGGAGUGGUGGGCUCACGUCGUCACCUCUGCGCCCAAGAUCGACGUUUCCAAGAUCCAGCCUGACAACUCCAAGCUGUCUGAUCUCGACGGCGAGACCCGCGGCAUGGUCGAGAAGAUGAUGUUCGACCAGCAGCAGAAGGAGAAGGGCCUGCCCAGCUCGGAUGAGCAGAACAAGGCAGACAUUCUCAAGAAGUUCCAGGCCCAGCAUCCCGAGAUGGAUUUCAGCAAGGCCAAAAUCAACUAA